CUGUGACGAUGUUGGCAGGGGGCGGAGCUUAAGCGGCGCGUCCACAGGAAGAUGGCGCUCCCCACGGGUCCGGACCGGCAGCAGCUGAAGUCUGACAGCGACGAGCAGCUGCACCUGAACCAUGACCAGACCGAGCUCGGCGGGCUGGAUCUGCCGCAGGAGCCGGACAGUGAGGGCAUCCCGCUGCAUUCUCCCUGGACCUUCUGGCUGGACAGGUCUCUCCCCGGAACAACUGCAGCAGAAUGUGAAUCUAACCUGAAGAAAAUCUACACGGUGCAGACAAUACAGCGUUUCUGGAGUGUGUAUAACAAUAUCCCUCCAGUGACAAACCUACCUCUAAGAUGUAGCUACCACUUAAUGAGGGGCGAGAGGAAACCACUAUGGGAAGAAGAAAGUAAUGCUAAAGGAGGAGUAUGGAAGAUGAAGAUCCCAAAAGACAGCACGGCCCUCGUUUGGAAAGAAUUAUUGCUAGCUACCAUUGGCGAACAGUUUACGGAUCGCUGUUCUGCAGAGGACGAAGUGAUUGGGGUCAGUGUGAGUGUACGUGACCGGGAAGACGUCUUCCAGGUCUGGAAUGGAAACGCCUCCGUUGUCGGCGAAGCAUCAGUCCUAGAAAAAAUCUACGAACUUCUGCCAAACACGUCUUUUAAAGCUGUAUUUUAUAAACCCCAUGAAGAGCAUCACGCGUUUGAAGGUGGACGUUCAAGACACUAGCGGAGGUCCCACCAUAUAAUUUUUUUUUCCCCAUUUCCCCCUGUACCUUCCGGAUGGUUCUUACCAUAUGCAGUGUUGCUGGGCCCAACCAGUGCUCAGUGAGGGUUAAUAUCUGAACAGGACGAAGGCCGGGCACAGGAUUCUUCAUUUUUGCUGAACUUUAUAAUUAUAAUUUUUUUUUUUUUUUACAGCUUAAUUGGAAAUUUAGAACAAACUUUGUUUCCUAUUUUUUUUUUCCCCCCCGUUCUGUGCGCAUUGAACUGUAUGAUGGCUUCGCUGCUCAGAGAUCAAACAUGGCUGCCCAAUACUAGUCUGAGGUAAAGGUGUGAAGUGUCUCAGGGCGAAUUCUGUAACGUUCGGGUAGCCGUCUGUCCUCAGUGGCUGCUCUGGAUUUUUUUUUUUUUUUUUUUCCCCCCUCGUUAACUCCCUGAUAUGUCUGAACCAUGACGAAUGGCUACAUCUUAUAGAGCGCCGGUUCUCCCGUUUGCUCUGCACGGUUUUAUACUCGCCGCCAACCCCAUGGCACUUUGCAGUAAUAUACUGAAGCAAGUGGAUCAUGAUAAUGCAGGUGUUGGUAUCCCUGAAUCUUUUCAGUUAUAUAUGCAAUUAUUGAGACCCCCUUCCUUGUAGCACAUUCCUAUCCAGGACCCCCAGGUAGGUCCCUGCACUGUACGGCGCACGGAGAGGUGGUCUAAGCCUUGCAACGAUUCCUAAAUUGCUGGAAUCUGUGACUUGCUGCAUCGUUGCAAGACCUUCGGUGUGCCGAGCCGCCAUGUAUUGGAGAGGGACGUCUGAGGUGCGUUGUCUUUCCUGCCUCCAUCUUUUUAUAGAGACUUUGCUGAAAAAAACGUAGAUUUUUAGCCUUACGGAUCUCAUUUUUCAAUUAACCCAUUAUUUUUUUUUUUUAUAUGAAGAUGGUUAUGGGGGGGAGGCGUAUACCUAGUACCACCUCUUCCAUUUUAUCUUUUGUAGAGUUCGGGUUAAGGCUUCUUUCACACGGGUGUGUGCGCCCCGUUGCUGUGUUGCGGAUCUGCAACACACGGGCGCCGUUCCGUGGGCAUUCCGCAUCACGGAUGCGCACCCAUUCACUUCAAUGGGUCCGGAGAUUCGGAACGGAAGCACCAUGGAGUGCUUCCGUAGGGUUUCGUCCCGUACUUCCGUUCCGCAAAAGAUGGAACAUGUCCUAUCUUUGCGGAACGGCUGCCCCACGGACUGUGCUCGUGCAUUCCGGCCCGCAGCACGACCAAUGGGCGCACACGCUCGUGUAAAAGAGGACAGGCUUGUUCUGUGUUUGAAACACUAGAUCAGGGGGUCGGCAACCUCUGGCACUCCAGCUGUUGUGAAACUACAACUCCCAGCAUACACUGUUCACAAUAUAUGGGAGUUCUAAGAACAGAUGUGUCUGCUGGGAGUUGUAGUUUUACAACAGCCAGAGGCUGCUGAUCCCUGCACUAGAUUAUAGGCCAAUCUAAAUCAUCGUUGUUACUGUUCCAUCUGGUGGAGAUUCAGGCUUUUAUUUUAAUCUCGUGGAACCAAAGAUGUCGACUUUUCUGAUUUCAAGUGAAUGUCCACCAGGUUUCAGAUUAAAACUUCAGCACCAAUUAAUUUCUUUACAUCUUUAUAGCAGCCAGUAGUUUUUAGUUUUUUUUUUUUCUUGCCUAGAAAGCCAUUUUCCCUGCAUACCCUCUUGAGUU
Bufo bufo (common toad) is the source of this 2408-nucleotide messenger RNA. RefSeq names its product eukaryotic translation initiation factor 4E family member 3 (gene EIF4E3). The transcript is spliced from 7 exons. Bases 52 to 714 code for a protein of 220 amino acids. Lineage: Eukaryota; Metazoa; Chordata; Amphibia; Anura; Bufonidae. Gene Ontology annotation, cellular component: eukaryotic translation initiation factor 4F complex. Gene Ontology annotation, biological process: translational initiation. Gene Ontology annotation, molecular function: RNA 7-methylguanosine cap binding; translation initiation factor activity. The record is from RefSeq and is a predicted model, not a curated record.